Phytophthora sojae is the source of this 384-nucleotide messenger RNA. It is a transcript of the gene Avh1b-51, whose product is annotated as Avr1b-1 avirulence-like protein. Lineage: Eukaryota; Oomycota; Peronosporomycetes; Peronosporales; Peronosporaceae. The record is from RefSeq and is a predicted model, not a curated record. The coding region runs from base 1 to 384 and encodes 127 amino acids. The transcript has a single exon.
AUGCGUCUCACUUACGUCCUGCUACUGGCUGCGGCUACCCUUCUCGCCAACACCAACGCGCUGGCGACUGAAGGCGACGCUGAAAAGCGGCUCCUCCGCUCCCACAAGAACCACAAGAAGGCUGCGAGCGCCGCCGUUGCUGAAGAAGAACGUGGUAUGUUUGAUUUCCUCAAGAAUGUGGACGACUUGCCCAUGUUCGAGAGGAUGAAGCUCCAGCCAUCAUACAAGAACCACAUCUUCGAAUCAUGGAGAACGGGCGGAGGCACCAAGGAAGGGGCCAGGACCUUCAUGGCAAGCCAAGGUCUUUCGCCGAACCAGAUUGACGAGUGGUUGGAGCUGUGGUUGCAGCAUUUUGCGGCCCACAGAAAGGCGAACAUUAAAUAG